Messenger RNA from Homarus americanus (American lobster), 3612 nucleotides. RefSeq names its product actin-histidine N-methyltransferase-like. Bases 565 to 2031 code for a protein of 488 amino acids. The record is from RefSeq and is a predicted model, not a curated record. Gene Ontology annotation, molecular function: protein binding; histone H3K4 methyltransferase activity; histone H3K36 methyltransferase activity. The transcript is spliced from 12 exons. NCBI's taxonomy places the organism in Eukaryota, Metazoa, Arthropoda, Malacostraca, Decapoda, Nephropidae. Gene Ontology annotation, biological process: peptidyl-lysine monomethylation; peptidyl-lysine dimethylation; peptidyl-lysine trimethylation.
UGUGUAUAUCGAGCAAUGGUCCUCCCUGCCCCCGCUCUGCUGUAUGCCACCAAGACUGGUCACCUACGGGAGACAGCCCCAAGGCAUAGAGAACUUUCAAAGUUUCACCAACGUAUUUUACAUCCCUUACCCCGAACCCGCCGAGAAGACAAAACGACAAAUGCCAGUAAUCUCGCUGAUACCAAACUGUAGGAGCAUCGUGACAGACAUUAUCCAUAAACAAUUACGUUGAACUGGCCAUGUUACCCACAUGGACGACAGUGAGCGAAAAGUUGGCGGGUAACGGAAAAGUUAAAGGAAAAUCUGAAAGAAAAUUUACACCUCGACCCUCUCAUCCGAGAGACGAUCACUCCACACCUUAAACAGUUGGCGGAGCUCCUAUUAUUAUAGGUGAAAUUAAUUACUUGGUAGUACUGUACAGGUGUUGGUUGAGUCACCCGUGCAUAAGACUGAGGAGAUCACGUGUUUAAUUAUCACCUGUUAACUUGACCUGAGGACAGAUAACACAAGUACUUUAUCUGCUCGUCCACUCCAGGAACAAACCAGUGAGGCAUUUUCAACACAAUGGGAAAAAAACGCAAUGCUAAGAAGGCGACCAAUAGAAAUGCAGGACCGGUGAAGCUGCUGCCCCAGAUCAGAGGGCAGCUGACCGCCAUCGUUGAUGAUGUUUUCAAACGUUGUACAAAAGUGCCUCCAGCCGUUGCCCCGAGUGCAGCACAGGAAUGGGCUGAAUACCUGGAAAUAUACGAGUUAAUUGAGAAGAUCCAAGACUUAGAGAAAGAUAUCCAGCUCCCGACGUAUACUCGGACAGAUCAAGUGGCACCCUUUAUGUCCUGGCUGAAGGAGAGAAAAAUAAUGGUCAAUGGAAUUGAAAUCGCCGAAUUUGGCCACGAGGGAUUUGGUCUCCGAGCAACUGAAGAUCUGAGUCAAGGGCAGAAGAUAAUAACCGUCCCCUACGAGGCCAUGUUGACGGAGGAGACUGCCAGAAAGUCGUACCUGGGUCCACUAAUAGAACGUGACCCCAUCUUACAACACAUGGGUAACGUGGCCUUGGCCUUACACGUUCUUGGGGAGUUUGUAAACCCGCAGUCGUCGUGGCAACCAUACCUGCGCAUCCUGCCCUCGACUUACUCCACCACCUUGUACUUCACCCCACAACAGCUUCAGUCACUCAAGGGAUCACCAGUGUUAGAGGAGGCCGUGAAGCAAUUCAGAAAUAUUGCACGACAAUAUUCCUACUUUUAUCGAAUCCUGCAGUCAUCACCAGAGGCUAAAAGUUGGCCCAUAAGAGACUACUUCACCUUUAAGGCUUACAGAUGGGCCGUGUCAACAGUUAUGACUCGGCAGAACAGAGUCCCAGUUAAAGAAUCCAGUGGCCAGAUGGCUCUCAUCCCUGCCUGGGAUAUGACCAACCAUGAGCAAGGCAUUUACUCAACAGACUACGACAACGAGGAGAACUGCAGUGUGUGUCUGGCCCAGCGAGACUUUAAGGCCGGGGAGCAGUUCUCUAUACACUACAGUCAACGGCCCAACACUGAGCUCUUCCUUCAUAAUGGCUUUGUUUAUAGAGAUAAUAAGAAUGAUAGUCUAGCCAUCAAGUUAGGUGUGAGUAAGGACGACCCUCUACACGAUGAGAAGGUGGCCCUCCUCUCUUCCUUAGGCUUACCAUCUGCUGGCUCCUUUAUGCUCAUACCUGGCCAGCAUCCAGUGUCCCCGGGCCUACUGGCGUUCAUCAGAGUCUUCUGUAUGGAUAAAGCUUCCUUAGACAAGUGGAAGGAUGAUGGAGAGAAGGCCAAAGGACUCCUGCAUGAAGACUGUGAUGUGGGCACAACAGUACAAGAUAAGACAUGGAGUUUCCUUAACAUCAGAGUCGCUCUUCUCAUCAGGUCUUAUCCCACCACACUGGAGGAGGACGAAGCAGCCCUGCCAACUUUAUCUGGUGUGGACUCAUUGAUCCGUUCUCAGGUGAUCUGUGAAAAGAUCAUCUUGAGGGAUGCAGCGUUGUAUCUCACGUCACACAUCUCCAAGUGAGGGUUUUUCUCUCACAUAAAGGAGGUGAAGAACUGCAUUAAUAAAUGGUGUGUCUUUCUCUUGUGAAUGAUCAACCAAACCAUUUAUUUAUUAUAUUCUACUGUUAUGGACUCCUGAAUAACCUCUAAAAUUGACUUAAUUUUUACUCUGCACAAAUAUAAAGAAAGGUUUCCAGUGAUAAGUGAGAGCUUUAAAUGAUCAGAAAAAUAUAGUGUUUACUGUAUUAGUACGGCAUUACAGCACUCGAAGACUUGGUGAAAAGUUUGGGUAUGAGACAGAUUCUCUUUAAUACAGCAAAAGGAUGUACAGUACAGUGAGGUUUUGUGUAUAAAGUGAUGAGGAACAAGUGUGUGUAGUGUUUCUCGGAAAAGAUCAUUUUGAGUAAUAGUAUUUUGUUGAUGUGUUUACGACGUGCCUAUAGUGCGGUAUAGGGUUGGGAGGUGACGUGUUAAAUAGUGCAAAUAGCCCCGGUGGUUUGAGAACAACAACAACAACAAAGAAAUCGUGGAUUUUAAUGUUUUUCAUGUGUGUGUGUCAGCGUUAUUUGUGUGUGAUCCAAAUAUCCCCAAAAAUGGACUGAACAAUUUUAAUAAUACUUGGCAUAAUAGUUUAUACAUUAACUAGAUAAGAACCAGAAUAGUUUUGAUAAUGUUGGAUAAAUUGUGCACUUGGCAACUUUUUAGUAAGUACAGUAUAUUAAGACUUCAUUAUAGAGAAAAGUCAUUGACAGUACAUAAUGGCCGUCCAGUUUUAAACUCAAGAGUGUAAGAGGUGUUCCAGAAGUCCUUUGGCACAACUCUCCUCUGGUAGUAAAUAACAUCUCUACAUAUUACUCUUGGCUCAUCUCUUGUGUGUUGUGCAUGAAGAAAAUGACAUGAUAUAGAAAAGUGAUCAUAUCAAGUACAGAAAGUAACUAGAAAGGGUUGAAGGCACACAGUACAGACCAGAUCCGUCGGACCCUUGAUGUAGCGGACAACAUUCCCCAUAGUCCGCUAAAUAGAUGUUCCGCCGUUAAUAUUUUUUAAUAAUGUGAUGCGAGUGACGGUAACUUUAUAGACCAGAGAUUGAACCUCGGAGAUAAGUGCUGUAGAUAUUUCCGGGAAUAAUUUUGUAAUACAUCGUGAGUGUGUGUAGUUUAUUGUUGUGAGGGUCAGGCUGCACUACUAGUUCUGGCUCAAGACUGUACUCUAUUAUUGACAGUCUCUCUAGUACUGUAAUGGUUAUAUCUUGGGAAUAAGAUAUUUACUGGUUCUUUAUUAUAACUGUAUUGCUGUUAUUAUUAGUACAUGUAGUGUUAUUAUAUAAACCAGUAUUAACGGUGUAAUGAUAACCGUGUAGAUAGAUUAAUUAAACGAACGUCGGGAAACAUCGUUAUCAAUUAGUCAUAGAAAAUUUAGGAAGUGAAUUAAUCAUAACACAAUAUUGUUUGGUUCAUAAACUAAAUUAUAAUGUAUUUUAUUUAAUGUGUUUAUUCUAAUUUUACUGUGAAUUUUAUAUUUUACAUAAACAGUCAUUGAGUGAGCUGUGCAGUGCCUGUUUAUAUCUGAUCUGAUGGAAAUAUACAGUUAAUCCCUCCCCAAA